AUGGAACCAAUUUCUAAAAUUGAUUGGGACAAAGGUGAUAAAGAUGGGCUUGUCUCCGUCGGUUCCCAUAGACUCCAUUUGUCCGUUUCGGGACCAGAUCGCAAGCCCGGGGAGCCCAUCGUCGUUCUCAUGCAAGGCGUUGGCAGCACAAUCGAUGAAUGGGUUGUAGUGCGAAGGCUUGUGGCUCCAUUUGCCCGUUGGUUGAACUAUGAUCGUUCAGGGAUGGGUAGGAGUGAAGGUCCCAACCAAACGCCACCAAGCAUAUCUGCAGCAUCAGUCGCAGCAGAGCUUGAUACUCUCCUAAGAAACGCCGGUAUUGAGCCUCCGUUUAUGAUUGUCGCUCACUCUUGGGGAGGCUACACCUCUCGCGAGUUUCUGGAACUCAGACCCAAUGAUGUCGUGGGCAUGGUAUUCGUGGAUUGUAAUACUGAACGUUUCUUUGACAGUGGUGCGUGGGGUUGGGACGCUUUCAGUGCAGUCAUCGGUGACCAAGAUUUCUUUGAAACUACCGGUCUUGUAACAUCCCAUGUUCUAUCUGAAGAGGAGUGGAAAGCCGUCCAAGAUGAGCAGGCUGACCCCCGACAUCAAGCCACCGAGGCUGCUGAGUCGGUGCCGAAUGACAGACGGGCAUUGGCUGACAAGAAUCAACUCGAAAAGCUACUUCUCAAGGAUUGUCCGGUCAGUGUCAUUAUUGCGGAUACACCUGAAGAUUUCCAGAAAAUGUAUGACUUUGGAGUUGCCGCAGGCAAUGGAACUGAACAGGAACGGGCUCUGUUUCGAAAAUGUCUCGAUCGAUGGCGCGAGAUGAAUGAGGACUGGCAAAGAGAUCUUUUGAGGCUUUCACGUCUCAGCAGAUCCGUCCGUCUGCAUUGCAGUCACAAUGUACAGCUUUUGCAGCCACAGAGCAUAGUUCAAGAGAUACAGUGGACCAUGGAUAACAGCAGAUAA
Messenger RNA from Penicillium angulare, 948 nucleotides. Its product is annotated as alpha/beta fold hydrolase. Lineage: Eukaryota; Fungi; Ascomycota; Eurotiomycetes; Eurotiales; Aspergillaceae. Bases 1 to 948 code for a protein of 315 amino acids. The transcript has a single exon. The record is from RefSeq and is a predicted model, not a curated record.